Molecule: messenger RNA, 3609 nt
Organism: Naumovozyma castellii
Lineage: Eukaryota; Fungi; Ascomycota; Saccharomycetes; Saccharomycetales; Saccharomycetaceae
Gene: RPM2
Product: ribonuclease P
Exons: 1
Coding region: 1-3609 (1202 amino acids)
Source: RefSeq, a predicted model, not a curated record
AUGGCAUUCAAGUCAAUCAAAUAUAAGCUGGGUUCCAAGGGCUAUCAUCGCCAGGCUACCUCAUUUUUUGAUAGUUCCUACAAUUAUUUAAGGCAGAACCAGGCGGUGUUCCAUUUAGAUGGUUCUGCUCCAUACCCUAACGGCUCGGGAAAUCAACCUCAUCCUGUCGUUGUUGCUAAUACAAACUUUAAUCUAGUCGAUGAUGUUCUAUAUAAAGAUAAUCAAAAUCAAUUGCAACCGUUGUUCAAUGGUCAAUUUACUACAAUUCAAAAUCAAUCAACAACAACGACCCCCAUGACUGCAGUAGCCACUACUUCACAAACAGUUAGACAAACUGCUCAAAAUAAGAAAUUUGGCAUCAUUAAGAAACAAAAUCAAAACGUCUUAUCCCUUAAUGAAAAAUUAGCCAAGAGAUUAUAUUCUACAACAAUUACCACUUCCACUUUAUUGGAUGGUAAACUUAUCAUUGAUGAUUCAAAAAUUCCAAUUAAUGAAACUGAACCAACGCCGUCAGAAAAUGAUUUCCCUUGGGAAAAAGAUACUGAAUUAUCUUUAAAUAAGAAUACUUUUUUGAAUACUCAUAUUAAUGAAAUUACUAAAUGUUAUCAAAAUGGUGAUCUUAACAAGAUUAAUUCUCUAUAUCAUUCUUUGAAACGUAAUAAUGUUAUACCGCCAAUGGGAAUUUAUGAAGUUGUAUUGAAUUCCAUUGCUGAAAGAAAAUUGGAUGAAAAUGAUCUAGAUAAUAAGAUGUUUGAAAUGUUAACUUGUUACCAGGAUAUAUUAUCUAACAAGAUGAAACCUUCCGCCAUUGUUUACAACAUUUUAUUAAAUUCUUUGUUUAAGAGUUCAAUUUUAGCCAUUCAGUCCAGAAAUAGAAACGGAUCCGAUUUCUUUAAGAUUGCCAUCGAAUUGUUUAAAACUGUCACUACAACAAGUAAUAUCCAAUUGGAUAGAGACGUUAUCAGUCACACGUUAUUGGCUGUUAAUUUAUACCCUGGUUAUAUCUCUAUUAAUGAACUGAUCACUUUCUUAAAUUCAUCUCCAUUUGUGACAAAGAAUAUAUUCUAUUACGUCAGUCUGAUCAAUUAUUCAAGAUUGUCUGGUAAUAAUCCACUUAUUAAAGAAUUAUUUCAAGAUUUCCAAAUGGGUCUUCAAACGGAAGAAAACUCUAAAACUAAUAUAUUGCAUGAGGACCGAGUUAAAGUGGAGGCUUCUGUUAUUUCUGGUUUAGUGGAAACUGGUGACCUUGAAAUGGCUUCCUCAUUAUUGAAUACUUUAAUCAACCAAAUAAGAGAUACAAAUGGACUAUCUUCUGAUAUAUCACUUCUCUUGUCAAGUUUCUUAAUCUCCAUGUCCAAGAUUGAUCCAUCAAAGGCAUAUCAAAUGUGGAUGACAUUCCAUCAACAACAAUGGAUUCCAGAAUUCUCAUACGAGUUUUAUUUGCAACAAAUGGUAAAUUCUUUCCAGGAUUGGAACAUAACAAAGACCAUAUAUGAUUAUAUUUUCCCCAUGGACCGUUCAUUUAAUACCAAGAGGGAACAAUUAGAGGAUUACAUAUUGUAUCCAAUGAACAUGGAUCUUGUUUUAAACUCAUUAAUGGAUUAUGCCUUACAAUUGAACGAUACUGAAAUUAUUAUGAAACUAAUUGAGGAAUCUAAGAUAAAAUCAUUCACAUUUGAAGCUUCUCUUUACCCAUUAAUAUUUAAGUACUUGAAAGAGGGAAUUAAUUAUCCAGAAGAAUAUAUAUUGCAAUUUAUUGAAGCACAUGGCAAAUUAUUCGAUCCAUCCACAACAGUGGCCCUCAAUUUCAUGAAUUCCAUUACAGAUGCAUUUUCUUCCCAAACUUUGUUAAGAAAAAUAGCUGAGAUGCCAUUUUUCAUCGAAAACUUGAGAGAUCUGACUUUUGAAAUUCCACCUUCCUAUUCCGGUAAAAGGGAUGAAUUUCAAAAUAGAUUUAGAGGUGUCAUGAAAAUCAUUGAAAAUAUAUGGAUCACACCAAAGACUAUUGAAUCAUAUCCAAACAUUUUAGAAAUAUAUGCUAUUCUGUUGACCAAACUAUUUAAUGCUGAGUUGAUUCCUAUUCUACCUCAUGCUCCAUCAUUUUUGAAUAACUUUGUCAAUGAUUCCAUUACCCAUUUCAAUAAAUUAAUCAAAAAUUAUAUGGUAUUUAAUCUAGAUCCUUCCGUCUUACCAACAAUAGUACCUGAAGUGGUCAAAUUGGUGGAAACAUAUGAUGCAGAAGAAGGCGAUCCAACAAUUGAUUCAUAUUUUAUCAAUCCUCAAUCAAGAGACUCAACAGGAGCUUUGAACCUUGGUGGUGCUCUUAGAAAUUCUUUUAAAGCAGGCCUUAAAGAAUACAAGAAAUAUCUGGAUAUGGGACACACUUUCUCUUAUGACACUUACAAAACUUUAAUAGCCAAUAGGUAUUUGGAUAAAGAAAUCAUUAUUAGAUCUUUUGAAACGGUGCCAGAUUUUGAGGAAACGAAGAAAUUGGCUAAUUUAAUUGUUAAACAGUGUAAUUUGAAACAAAUUGAUGAACUUAUCAUACCGCAUCCUCUUUUCAAAGAUAAAAUCCUUCCACUUUUAAACCCAAUAUCCCUUUUAAAAUUGGCCAAAUAUACCGCUUCAGUCAAAGAAUUUAUAAGUGUGAUCAAUUUCCCACACAAUUUCAAAAGUAUAUCAUCUCAGGUGGAAUUCCAUGAAACAAUUGCCUUUUUAUAUAAGAAAUUGUUUGUUGAUUUGAAAGACUAUUCUACUAUAAUUGAGUAUAAUGAAGUUUGUCCAAUCGUCGAUUUAGAAAUUUUAUUAUUAUCAUGCAUUCGCUCUGGUACUUAUGAACAAUUCGAAGUCUUUUUCAAUAAAUACAAGAACUCUCCUGAAUUAAAGGGAAAGGUUAGCACAAUUGAGGCAAAGUAUUUAAUUAAUUUGCAAGAAAUUGAUUCUGCCAUCAAGCUACUUGAAACCAAUGAAUGCUCGUCUGAAAGGUCUAUAGAUCUGAUGACUUUUGCCCUGUUCUUAAAAAGUUUCACAGAAGACGUUAGGUCAGAUAAUGCAUCCAAGAAAGUCAUGACAACUUUACAAUUGGCAAAUCUUUUGUCCUCUCAGAAUAGCUUUGCCCAUCUGUUAUCUGUUUACGAAGUAGUCAUUAACGGAAAGCCAGCUAAUUCCCAUCAUUUCCUUACUGAUCCAUCUGCAAAUGUAAUUAUUCUCGACCAGAUGUUAAACAACUUACAUGAUGCUCUUCAAUUUAUUGAUUGUCAUGAUACAAUAGCUAGAGAGAUGCUUUCCAACAAAAUGAAAAUUUUUUUUAGAUUUAAGGCAUUGCUAAAGCUACCACAGUUUAAAAUGCAAGAUAUGGAAAUGUUAAUUCAUAUUUGGUCAGUCACUAAACCACAUGAGAUAGUUUGUCUCUUCAAUAACAUAUUCGAAACUAUUCGUUUAAACCCUGCAUUAAGAAGAAUAAAUUUAUCUAACGAUUUAAUGUUUGAUUACACACCUACUGGUUUGGAAACAGUAUUGAAUCAUAUAGAGACUUCUUUUGAGGACACAAAGGACGAAGAAGGCCUCAGAAAAAUGGAAAAAUUAAAAGUCUUUAUUAAGAAAAAUUGA